GUGUUCCGGCCAAAAGUAAAAAGUAGUUGCUGUUAUGGCAUAUUGCGAUAUGAUAAAUGUUUGCAAGAUUUCAUCAUGCAGUUUCUACACACGACAAUAGUGAGAAAAAUCCACUUUGUCUGUUUUCCUUAAGGGUGUGGACUUAUUGGCAAGGUUACCAACUUAUAUAAAAUAGGUCAUUGCUUUCAAAAUAUAUCAUUUGCAGUCAGGACAGCAAAAGGACACAACAUGAACGCACUGUUAGCUUUUACUCUUCUUGGCGCUUUGGCCUAUGCUCAAGCUGGUGGCAUCGGUCUGGCUGGUAGCAUUGACGGUGCCGCUAUUAUUGCUGGUCCCUCAGGAACCGUUCAGAGAUCUGGCCUUGCUUCAGUGGGACCCAUUGCUUCUCCAGGUGCCAUUAUUACUGGAGCCGGACUUGCUGCUCCUGGUCUCAUUGCUUCUUCGAUAGUACCUGGUGGUGUUGUAGGCGGUUUGGGUUUAGGUUUGGGCUUGGCCAGUCCUGGCUUGACCGCUAAACUGUUGGGUUUGGAAGGAUCUGGUAUUGAAGGCCAAUACGUCCCUGACCUUACUGAAAAGUUGUACGAUGACGGAUCUUACAAACCCGGUCUUCAUGGACUUUAAAUUACCAAGCAUUUGAUUCGCCUUGACUGAGAUGCCCAAUGCUGUGCACUUGAUUUUUGUAUUGAGAUAAAUAAUAUACUGUUUAAGUACA
Dendroctonus ponderosae (mountain pine beetle) is the source of this 712-nucleotide messenger RNA. Its product is annotated as elastin. The transcript is spliced from 3 exons. Lineage: Eukaryota; Metazoa; Arthropoda; Insecta; Coleoptera; Curculionidae. The record is from RefSeq and is a predicted model, not a curated record. Bases 229 to 621 code for a protein of 130 amino acids.